This is a messenger RNA of Synchiropus splendidus (mandarinfish), 3925 nucleotides long. RefSeq names its product plakophilin-1-like. Gene Ontology annotation, molecular function: cadherin binding. The coding region runs from base 16 to 2292 and encodes 758 amino acids. NCBI's taxonomy places the organism in Eukaryota, Metazoa, Chordata, Actinopteri, Syngnathiformes, Callionymidae. The transcript has 13 exons. Gene Ontology annotation, biological process: cell-cell junction assembly; intermediate filament bundle assembly; cell-cell adhesion. Gene Ontology annotation, cellular component: plasma membrane; adherens junction; nucleus. The record is from RefSeq and is a predicted model, not a curated record.
GCGUAGUCAGGAGUGAUGCAUGUGCCGUUGCCUCCCAGGGCGCGGUCUGGCAGAACAAGGUGCACUCCUGCUGUCAGACGAGGAUCCGCGAGUGCGCAGCCGUCCGCUUCCACUCAUGUCUCUGAGCCGCUCUGCAAGCCGGAAAACGCUGAAGACAUGACCAGUCAGUACCCACUCAAAUCCGCUCUUGCUAUCGGGAACGUGGACGACACUUCCCUGGCUCUUCCCUCGGCAAACCAGCAACUCUCCAGAGAGCGACGGGUAAUGGAACAAGUGCUGACCAUCAAAAAGACCAAGGCCAGGCUGAACAGCAGCAGGAGCGGAUCCACUUCUCUGUCCCCCGCAAGCCCAUCAUACGAAUCUGUUUUCACUGACGUUUCCAGAAGUGGCGCAUCGAAUGGACCUGUCUUUUUUGGCAAUGGCUUCAGUAAAACACUCAGCCGUGAGAAAUCUGUCCCCUCAAGUCCUCUGCACAAUAAAAGCUCGCCAAAUUUCUACAUGGACCGUGGUUACGGCACUAUCAGCACCAAAACGAUGACUCGCAUGGACACCUGCCGCAGCGAGCCUAGCCUGGCCUGGCCUCGCCCUGUGUCCUACUACCGAGCGCCUGCCCCCCAGCAUUAUUCCAGUGGCACCACUUACAGGGGUGCCGAACGGGCCACCAGACAGCUUGUGACUGGCUCUUCCCCUCAGCCUCUACAGCUGCAGGUCAAAACGAACGGCACACAAGCGCAAAACAAAGGUUUCAUUUCAGGCAAGUUGGAGAUGCGUGAAAAACAGUCCACUGGGGAACUGCCGCUAUCGAAGAGCCAGAGGCAUUCUGUGCCAAAUGGAAACGUUACCAAAGACCUAACCAUGAAGGAGGCUGUGGAGUACCUUUCCAACCAGAAUGAGUUGUUUAAAUGCUGUGGAGCCUCCUAUAUUCAGCACAAUACUUUUGUUGACGAAAAAGCAAAAGAUGAGGUGUUACGGUUGAACGGCAUCCCUCCGCUGGUGGCCAUGCUGCACGACUCCAAUCCUCAGGUCAGCCAAGCGGCCUCUGCUGCCCUGCGGAACAUCUCCUUCAAGAACGUCAAGAACAAGGAGGAGAUACAUCGCUGCCUUGGCGUUGAAGGGGCCGUGACUCUGCUUAAAGAAACAGACUCAGCUGAGACGCAGAGGCAGCUCACAGGCCUCUUGUGGAAUUUGUCCUCAGCAGACACACUGAAGCCGGACCUGGCUAAAAUCGCACUGCCUGUCUUAGUGGAGAAAGUGAUCGUUCCAUGCUCAACACAUCCUGACUCGAGUAGCAGCGAGAUCUUCUUUAACGCCACAGGAUGUCUGAGAAAUCUUAGCAGUGCAAAGCAGAACAACAGGCAGGCCAUGAGGAAACAUCCUGGUCUGAUUGACUCUUUAGUCACGUAUGUGAACAACUGCGUGGAACAAGAAGAAAACGAUGACAAGUCUGUGGAGAACUGCGUCUGCAUCCUGCACAACCUCACCUUCCAGCUGGAGAACGAGGCGCCAACUUUGUUCAACAAGUACACAACCUUGGCCAAGGCUAUCGGGAAGAGCCCCAGCCAGGGUGACACUGGCCCCAUCGGGUGCUUCAGUCCACAGGGCAAGGGGUCAGUGCCUGAGCACCAGCUCAAUCUACCAAUAGUGGAGGAUCCCAAACCAUCUGGUGCCGGUUGGCUGAUCCACUCCAAAACUCUGCAGAACUAUCUUGCGCUACUGGGGUCCAGUCAGCGCGAGGAGACGCAGGAGGCGUGUUGUGGAGCGAUGCACAACCUGAUCGCACGUGACGGCAUUGUCUCCAUGGUGAUGAGUCAGAUUAUCGUGCAGAAACUAAAAGGCAUGCACGUCAUCGGUCCACUGCUCCGCUCCAACAAAGUCAACCUGCAGAGGAGCUCGAUGGCUCUGUUGGGAAACCUGUGCAAGAACCCAACCCUGCAUGGUACACUCGCCCGUAAAGGCCUACCUGAGCUGCUGGCCGUCAUCAGCGCCGGCACCUCUGAGGGCAACGAGUCCGACGACACGCUGGCCAUGGCCUGCCAGACCAGCAACUCCCUGCUACUGAAGGACAGCGAGCUGAGCAAGCACCUGAUCACCAGCUCUCUCAUCCGAGCGCUCAACGAUCUCAGCCAGAAUCGUUAUUUCCCCAAAUCCAGCAAGGCUGCCGCUCUGCUUCUUCACAACCUCUGGUCAGACAAAGAGAUUCAGAGCUACCUAAAAAAGCAAGGAAUGAGCAAGGCUUCAUUUGUCAACGAUGUCACCACGGCGGCGCACAAGUCGGUUCAAGUCGUCGAUUAGCUCAAGUACAUUUAACCUGGCAAACCCAAAGAAGUCCAUCCUUCCUCAUUUCAUCCACAGUUGAAUCACACUAAGGUGGUUUUCCACAACUUGUGGAAGAUGAGCUGAAAAGAAAACAUUCACCGUGUAUUGUUGUGAAAUAGAUGUUGGCAGGGGAGUGCAGCUCACUUUGCUAUUGUAAAUAUCAAGUGAAGUAAUUCUGCUCCUCUUCAUCUAUGACCACGCCACACGCCUCAUCGAAACCAUCUAUUUAAGAUCAUUCCAAAACUCCUGAUCAGAUCAGUCCGGCUUCAUCUGCGAUGCAAGUCUCCUGAUGCAGGGAUCCCCCUCAGCUUCACCACGCCUGUGCAGUACUCUGCAGUGGCCAGGUGGUGCGGCUGAGUAAAUAAGCGAUGGAAUCCAGAUCAUGCUGUUUGAUGAUUAUGUAUUAUUGACACAAUAUUUAUGAAGUGAUAGGUGUGUUUAUUCUUAAAACGUCUCCACGGAUUUGCGGACUCCAGUUACAUCUUCAACGUCAAAAAAUGUCCACUUUUGAUUAUUUUUAAAGGUUUUCCCACAUGCCUCGGCAGCGCCAGGAAAUAUUGAAUUUUGCGAUUUGUCAGUGUAGAUUUUGACUGGCAACACAUAAAUUGUUUUGGGUUUUUUUCCAUCUACUCCUUCAAAUAUGAAUAACUUAGUGGCGCAUCCCAAACAAAAACAAAAUGGGUUAAUUGCUUUGGCAACAUUGUACCCAAGCAAUUUGAGUGUCAAAGAAAAUCUUGGACUGUUCGACCAGAUGUUUCUAGUAGGUACGGUUUUGGUCCUCAAUUCCUCAGGAAUGUAAAAAACUAUUUCUCUCAUUUUGUCUGUUCAUUGACAUUUGACAUGUGAAAAUGCCAUUAAGGUGAUGGCUGUCAGAGUGGACAUUUUUGUGACUCCAGAGGGUGGAAUCUAUGUCACAAUGGUGAGCUGGUCUGCACACAUGCCUACUUUAAAGUGUUCAUAGAAAAUUUCAAAUGAUUUUCUUGAAGCUGAAAACAAACAGCUGCUUCCUCCUAGUGGGGGAGCCAAUCGGAGUUCCUUUGAUUUAAACACCUCUUCUACUCACUUUUAAAGAUUUGUUUUUAAAAAAGUCUUUUUACAACAUAAAACUUUGUACUAAAUGUUGUAUUUAAUUGAAUGUCACCUGUUGUCCCUACCUUUGCAGCUUUUUUCAAUAUUUGACACCAAAUGCCUAACAGAAUUGGUUCAGUAUGGUCGCAUUGUGAAGUGGACUCAGUCAGAACCAGUGGUGUUGCAUAACUCUUAUGCACAACUCCUUCUGCCAGUGCAUGACUUCAGUGCAGACCAAUGAAUGAAAUGGACAAAGGAACGAAAGCACCUUUAUCAUUUUCCUUUGGGUGGUUUUGUUUUAGCUUGACUUGAAACCUAUCGACUACAUUCCUCCUCCACUUUGUUAAAAGCCUCAGAGUCAGCUGUUCUGCUUUAGUUUGCCACAACACAAUGGGUUUCUUCAAUCUCUCCUCUCUGAUUCAGUUGAUUUGUUCAUGGAAAAAUGGUGGCCUGUUCGUUUACGUUUUGCAUUUCUGUUCAUGGUGUGUUUUGUUUGUACAAUUGUGAAGAUAAAACACUGUGAAAUAUCAAUAAAACUGAA